Rosa rugosa (rugosa rose) is the source of this 625-nucleotide messenger RNA. RefSeq lists its product as uncharacterized. The coding region runs from base 44 to 469 and encodes 141 amino acids. The transcript is spliced from 3 exons. The record is from RefSeq and is a predicted model, not a curated record. NCBI's taxonomy places the organism in Eukaryota, Viridiplantae, Streptophyta, Magnoliopsida, Rosales, Rosaceae.
AAAUGGGCCUACAGUAUUUUGCAAAGGGCAUCACGGCGGCACCAUGGCCAUUGCAGGUGCAGCAGCGACAAUGGCUCUGGCCAGAGCGACCUCGACUGCUGCUCUGCUAACAACAACAACAACACACAGGGCCAACUGGGUCUUCACUCCUUUCGCUGUUUCUUAUUCUUCUUCAAAACCUUCAAGAGCUCUCAUUCUCUACUCCAAGCCGGGCUGCUGUUUGUGCGAUGGCCUCAAAGAAAAGCUUCAGGCCGCCUUCUUACUCUCCGGCCCUGAUUCCAUUCACGAUGUGGAUUUACAGAUAAGGGAUAUUACAAGCAAUCCUGAGUGGGAAAGAGCUUACCAGUAUGAGAUACCUGUUUUGGCUAGAGUGCUAUCUGAUGGCACUGAGGAAACUCUACCUAGAUUAUCUCCUCGUCUUGGAGUGGAAAUGGUUCAGAAGAAAAUAGCUGCAGCCUUGAAACAUUAGUGGGUUCUGGCUUUCCUUGUAAUCAAAGUUAAGUAUUCUUCUCUGUAAUGUAGGUCUUCAAUUGUAAGAAAUUAUAUUUUGGAAUAUUCAGAUCAACUUUUGUAGCCAAUACUUUAAUUGAAUGGUCAGACAAAUUGUUUUGACUUGUUCUCCCGA